AUGCGGGGUGGUAUGAUAAGUCUCAAUCCCCGGGACGGAGUCCAUUUUAUUCAAUAUAAUGAUCAAGAUUGAAACGCGAUAAUUCUGGUACAGCCGCUCGCCAUGGCUGAUCCCCUCUCUCUUGCUGCCAGUAUCGCCGGUCUAAUCUCACUUGCCGAUCUUGUCUUCAAAACCACAUACAAGUUUGUCAGAGCCGCCAAAGAUGCAAAGGAUGAGAUCCAGAGCCUUGUUGAUGAGAUCAACAAUCUCGCAAGCGUGUUGCGACGCCUUGAGGCUUUGACAUCAGAUCUGGAGGAUGAAGGGCAAUCCUUCGACCCGACAUUGAGGAACCACUAUCUUAAUCACUGUUACAAGACAUUCAACAGAAUUGAAUCAAGACUCAAAUGGCCCUUUUCAUCGUCAGAAACGAAAGAGCUUCUGGCCGAGCUGUCCCGACACAAGGAAACCAUCAGUGUCGCCCUUCUUGCUGACUCGAUGCGGAAGAUACAGCUAUCGCUCUCCAAAUCUGAUGAAAUAGACAAGAAGAUUACGGCUCUAGGAGAGGUGGCAAGAAGGAUUGAGAUCAACACCAUGAUAGCCAUCAAUGACCGAAAAAAGCGCAUUCUUGACCAUUUCAUGAAAGCGAAUCCACAACCUGCACUGCAAACAAGUAUCAGGCUUCGUCAUUCAAUGACAGGACUUUGGCUGACUGAGUCGCCAACUUUUAUUCGCUGGCUCGAAACACCAGGCUCCAAACUGUGGCUGACUGGUAUACCUGGAGCAGGGAAAACGAUCCUCGCUGGCUCCGUUAUUCAAGAGGCUCUCUCUCGCAGUUACGCUUCUCGCAGGAUAGGAAUGGCAUUCUUCUUUUGUGACUACAAGGAUUCAAAAACAUGGAACAUAGUGAAUAUCCUUGGUGCUUUGGCUUCUCAACUUGCACGUCAAAACGAUGAAUCUUACAACGUCCUGGACGCGUAUUACGAAAGUCUUUACCCACCAGGAGGACUCCCACAGACCCCAGAUGCAGACGAACUGCGAGCCCAGAUCAGUCAAAUGUGUGAAACAUUCGAUCAAACCAUCAUUGUGGUCGAUGGUCUCGAUGAGUGCGAUGAUUUGACUGAUGAAGUGGUGGACAACUUGAUUCAAGUAGCCGACUAUUCUGAGAGACUCUCAAUGGCUCUUUUCAGCCGGGAUCACUACAACAUUCGUGUACGACUCGAAGAAGAAUUUGAACCUAUCCAAAUAGCAGCACAUACUGAGGAUGUUGAGCUCUACGUCAAUGCCGAAGUUGAUAAGAGGAUUCGCACACGACAACUGCAGCUGGCCAGUGCGGAUAUGAAAGAGGAGAUCCGGAGUGCUUUGGUAGGAAAGGCCGAUGGGAUAUGGGUAGUUUGUCAGUUGGACUACCUGUGCAACUGUGCUCACGACCAAGAGCGCCGCGAGGCUUUAAGCAAGCUCCCCCCAGAUCUUCCUGAGAGUUAUCGUCGCCUUCUCGAACGAGUCAACAGCUGCUCUGUUGGUGUACAAAACAUGGUCCAGAUGUGUCUUCAUUUCAUGGCCGUAGCAGAUCCAAAGUUGACAAUAGUUGAGCUUCGACAAGCGGUCUCAACACCAGCAAUAGGUGGAACGCUAGAUGAGGGCAGCAUUGUACCGGAAUACGAAAUAAUGAAGAGGUGCAGCAGCCUCAUCCGGAAAUCUACAGAUGGGAAAUACUUCGAAUUUGCCCACUUCUCUGUCCGCGAAUUCCUGGAAGACGAGAAAGCAAUCUUUCAAACGACUGGCAUAGAAAAAUAUUGGAUUGCCCAACCCAAAAUGAACUCCCUUCUUGCUACGCAGUGCCUAAAGUUUCUUCAGAUGGAGAACUUUGAUAAGAUGCCUGAUGAGCCGAACCAACAAGUUGCUGCUACUCGUCAAAGGGACGGGAGCUACCCAUUCUACAGACAUGCCGCUCUCUUGUGGAUAAAGCUCACAAAAGACGGACUGGGUGAAUCAAACAUUCUGGAUUUAGCAAAGUCUCUGUUCCAGCCUUCCAAGCGAGCAUAUUUUAUGUGCUGGGCUGUUGAGGUCUUCAAGAAUGUUAUGUAUGCCACUGGCAUCGGGUCGAGAUUCGACACGAAGAAUGAGACCGAAAUACAGGCUUGGAGGAUAGUAAGGACCCCCUCGUUUAAGCCACUGCACAUGGCUGCUGCUUUGAAUCUUCCUGAGAUAUGCAGCUUCUUGAUCAGCAGUAGUUCGGAUGUGAACGAUAAGCUGGAUGCCGCAACCCCUCUAGACCUCGCGUUCAUGUCUAUUUUGGCAGUUCCUGGAUUGGCGGAGAUGAGUGGGGAGAAGAACCAACAUCGUGAUCUUAUGAUCAUUGGAAGAAACGAGUUCUUGCCCUCAACUCAGCGACGAGAUAUGACGAUUGACUGCCUGAUGCAUGCUGGAGCGCUUUGCUCAGACCAUUUAAUCCCCCCAAAUACGCUCUCCGUUUUAUCUAUCACCUGUUUGUUUGCAUCGAUAUUUCAUGACCUAUACCCCGUUUUUCGCUGUUUAUGCUCCCACACCACUCCCUCCGUCACUGAGGUCAAGGUACUUCAAGAAUGGCUCGUGGCCACUGAUACGUCAAAUCAUGUAGCAGAAGUAUCGACUCGCAUGCUCUUGAAAUUCCUCAGUUCAACCGGAGCAUACAGUACCGGCUGGGGUGCUGAGCUGGGCCUAAUUGUGUGGAAUUGGGCUCAAGAAUGCGACUUCUCUCUGACAAGAGAUUUGAGUUUGGUUGGUUCUUGCGCCUUGAUGUCGGACGAUAAUUUGGUUUCCCAAAUUGUUUCAGCUGUUUGCAGCGACAAUGUUGAUCUGCUCAAGUACUGUGUUGCAGAUAGGAGACUGAAGAAUCAAGUUCGACAUUCCGGUCCGGUCAAUGGGCUUUUACACCUGGCAGUCAAGCAUAACGCCUUUGAUGUCUUCAAAGCUUUGGUUAUUACAGGGUUCGAUCCCUAUACCUACAACGACAAAGGCGACUUACCAAUUCACCUGUGUGAGCGUCAAGGCAGCUUGCGCCCCUUCGAGGUCUUUAAAGAUCUUGGAAUAUCUCUUAUGAGUCAGGACCAAGAUGGCUACAACAUCUUCCAUCACUGGGCGCAAGACCGUCCCUUGAACUAUGAGUUUGUCAAUGGAAUAUUCGAGCUGAAUCCAGAAGAGGCGAUCAAAGGGCUUCAGAGAAGAACACCUCAUGGUGCUACGCCAUUGACUAUGGUGUUCGAAAGUGCUGGGGAGAGCCCAAGAAGUGAACACCGCGAUCUUGACUUGAACAAACUAUGCCUUCAGGUUCUGGGCUUACUACAGAGAUACUACCGAGAAAGGGGGAUUGAAAAAAGCCUAGAGACCGAAACAAGCGUCAACUCUCUGAGGGAGGCCUUUUCUGAGUUCGACAGUAUGAUAGGAACCGACCCCACGCCAUUGCACAAACUGAAAGCCUGGGUCUCUUUGAGUCAAGUCCAAUUACUCACAAAGAUUUAUCCAGACGCUCUUAAGUCAAGAGUUAAUGGCAGACUACCACUCGAGAAGUAUAUCACAAAUACGCUCAACAAUCGCAAGGAUCCAGAACACAAUAUCAUCAUGAGUCUUUUCCCCGAAAAUCUAAAAGACUCCGAGUUAAGCGAAAAGCAGAGCUUGUGGUACUUUGCCUGUUAUCUACCAGAUAACGACCGGUACAGCAAGGAGAGAUACGUUAACACGGUUGAAUUUGAGACAAUGAUGUUAAUCAUGUUUCGACUUGGCGCGAUGGGUACUUACGAGGAACAAUUCAAAGAAAGUGGAUUGAAACCACUUCUAUUCAACUAUCAAGCCUCACUGAUACCUGUAAUUCGCGAUGCCAUAUUGCAAACCAAUUACUGGGAUGGUAUGAAAAGCUCUGACUCGAUAUCUCUUUUAUUCCAAGAUGUCAUAAAUAGUGGCGACUUCGAUAUGAUACGACUCCUCGUCAAGAAUGGAGCCAACCCCCAUCAUCGUGUGAAUGGUCAAACACCAUUUGAAAUCGCAUUUUGCGCUCGCGUGGCGAUCGAGCUUUGUGAAAGCGAGGAGGGAACUGAGGUCCUCGAGAAUCUAUUGGAAUGUUGCAGCAUUGAUGAGAUAGUGAAGGAUUCUUCUGAAACGGACCACGGAUCACCUCUUCAUACACUUGCCACACCAGAAGACGCAACCGACAUAAUUUGGUUGGUGGAAGAACUCGUUCAACGUGGAUUCGACAUAAACUAUGUCGCGUCAGGCUUGUCUGCAGAAACACCCCUCGUCUAUCACCUCCAAAAGUCUUCUUUUCAGUUUGCAGAGAAAUUGCUAGAAUUGGGAGCGAAUCCAUAUGCUAAAGGCAAAACGUCUUUGAAUGCGGUUCUUGCGUGUGUUGUCACUCACAAUUUACCUUUUCUACAGAGGAUCCUGGAUCAGAGAACACAAACAGAGACACCGUUUGGCUGGUCCGAUCCAGUGACCUUCAAUAUUAGGCAUCUUUACCAAACAGCAGCGGUCAAAAACGGGAAUGUACUUCAUUUGGCAUCGGCCUGCAACAAUGUGACAUGCCUGGAGUUCAUACUGAAUCACGCUUCAGAAAUGGACAAGGCUUCGAUAUCAGAUGAAGGGCUAACACCAGUACAUAUCGCUGCCUAUGAAGGAUACGUAGAUGUUCUGAGGCUCCUUCUUGUAAGAGGGUUCGACACAAUGACAGAAAGUCGAUUUGGCCUCACUCCAAUGCACAUGGCCGUACUGGGCGGGAGUUUGCCUACAGUCCAAUGCUUACUUGAAUAUGGCGCAUCUCAAACUUUGGAUGCAAACGGUAGGACCCCUGGUCGGAUCUCCUUCGAGCUUGGAUUCGACGAAAUCUACGAGCUCUUGGAAGGGGACACUCGAAGUGGCUACCAAUUACUUUCUUCUGCCCAAGAACUCACCGAAUUUGUGGAACCAAGAGAGCGCUUGGCAAUGUCGUUCGAAAGAGCCAUGAAAGAAGAGGACUAUGAAAGUAUGAGACAAUUGAUCGAGAAAGGGUGCCCUGUCGAUGUCCCGCUCCCAUCAAGGCAAGGAUUAUCCGCACUUCUAGUAGCUUUGGAGGCGGAAAAUAUUGGCAUGGGGUAUUGGUUGUUACAAGAAGGAGCUAGUGCUUUACAAGAGAAUGAUGAGGGCGAAGUCGACCUGAACGUGAUUGACAUGGCUGCAUGUCGAUCAGGCCUCAAUCAUUUGUUGCCGGAACUGUUCCAGAAGUAUCUCUUGGAAGGCGGCGAUUUGCGGUUUGGGCAUGAGUUCCCAUUGCAUGAAGCAAUUGAAAACGAGAAUACGAAAGGUCUCGAGAUAUUACUUGAGGUAGCAGAAGAGCAUACACACUACAUCGGAUCUUCACAAACGUUCAAAGACGUACUGAACCGCUUGUUGUCGAGAAAGUUCUCCUGCGAAAACAGCAGGCUAAUUUGGGAACAUAGUGCAAGCACAACGGCGCUGCACAAAGCUGCGUGGAAUGGGAACAAGGAUGGAAUCUCACUCCUGUUGGAUAGGGGAGCUGAUAUCGAUGCGGCCGAUUCGAACGGGUGGACGCCUCUCAUAUACUCGAAAGAUGCUGACACAGCGCAGCACUUGGUCUCGCUUGGGGCAUCUAUGGCUGCAGUCUGCAGGUUGGGAUCAUUUGCGUCAUUGAUCAGCUGGUUCGAUGGUAGUCUGUUCGAUGAAGCGCACCCUGUCAGCUUCUCACGCUUACCGAAGGAGCUCUUGACUGUAUCAGACCCACCGCGAUUCUCGACAAUUUGCGAGGAAGUGUCGCUCAACCCUGGAACUUUGGACAAUCUAUCUAAGUUGAAGUUUGAUCUGCUGAGGGAGGAUGAGACGGGCCGGAGUAUGAUGCAUUAUAUCUUGGGCGAAGAAGAUCUAGUUGACUGGGUGUUGGGCUCCGAUCAAGAUCUCAGCGGAACGACUCCUUUUCCAUGGCACUUGGAGUGGUGUGAAUUUUCUGGUCUUGCCCUCCUAACCUCCUCAUUCGAGCGGCUUCGACAUAAAAUGCCGGCUGACCUGUUUCGCAAAGUCCUGAAUCUUGAGCCAUCUCGCGGCUGGAGUCCUCUAUGCCACGCGGCCGCUUUGAAUCGCGUUGAUAUUGUCGCGAAUUGUCUUGAGAUGGGCGCUGAUAUCGACUUUGAAGGUUCCUGUUUUGGCUCAGCGGUCAUGAAUGCAAGUGCUUGCGGGAGUCUGGAUGCCGUCAAGGUCCUCGUCCGCAAUGGCGCUUCAGUAACGUACACGAGCAAAAGGGGGUUCAUAAGCUGUUUUCUGGUUGCUGGAACAGAAGCUGUGCGGGAAUGGCUUCUUUGUGGUCGUUUCAAGGGCCAGAUGCAUCUUGCGGCUGAGAGUGAUUCGGAGUGUCUUCAGGAAGAGGUUCCUUGGAGUGGGUACGUGGAAGCGAGGGUAUUGCUUUACGGCGGAAGAGCCCGAUGGCCUGAGGAGUCGGCUUUGGAAUAUGCGAAGAGACUGUCGAAAAUGAAGAAGAGGUGGCAGGGGCAGGUUUUGCGGCUGCACGUCGAAGAAACGGGUUCAUCUUCUGGCACGAAUUCGGAUACUGGAUCUGAAAGUGAAGCGGGAUCCAAUAUGGAUUCUGAGUCUGAGUCUGAUCUUGGGUUAAGGUCUAUGCGCUCACAGCUCAGAUGCGCGCCUUACCUCGUGUCUGUUCCUGGAUCAUGGUCUGAGCUGUGACAGAAAAGAUCAGGAAAGCAAAGAAUAGGUAGCGAGACAGGGAAGCUAGGAAGGAGGCGGUAUAUAAGUCAUGUUUGGAUGAUCUCCUUUGUCACUUUUAUCUUGGUGAUUGUGUUUGCAGAGGAGUGUUUGGUUUGAAGAUCAGCUAAUUUGUAUAGAUAUGCAAAGAAACAGGAAGAAAACAUGGGAAAAUGAAAACAGAUUGACGCCGUGGAUAUGACAAGAGCAGACGAAAGACGUGUGAGUGGAGGAGACCAAGGACAUUUGACAAUUAUGCCAUAAAAACUGAGCAAGGCAGAGAAAACAGUGAGUGUGCUUGCACUGACAGAUGGGUGGUCUGCCAUAUCGGGCCCUAAGGAUGCCGCAUGACCUUUAUGUUUAUCCGUAGGCAUGCAAUCCUAGUGC
Molecule: messenger RNA, 7080 nt
Organism: Fusarium redolens
Lineage: Eukaryota; Fungi; Ascomycota; Sordariomycetes; Hypocreales; Nectriaceae
Exons: 4
Coding region: 103-6675 (2190 amino acids)
Molecular function (GO): protein binding
Source: RefSeq, a predicted model, not a curated record